This is a messenger RNA of Heterocephalus glaber (naked mole-rat), 2402 nucleotides long. Lineage: Eukaryota; Metazoa; Chordata; Mammalia; Rodentia; Bathyergidae. The record is from RefSeq and is a predicted model, not a curated record.
UGUCUUUGAGCAUUUCUUUCCGAGAUUCCCGUAACAUUUGGUGCGUUGGCCGGGAAUCGGGAUAGAAGUGGCCCUUUUGGGCAUCGGCCCAAACUCCACCAGAGGGAGCAGCUCUCCGCCUCCUCGAGGGGAAAGGCAUGCCCCUGGGACAAAUUUCCUUGGCUCCCCAACAGGACACAGAGACUCGCUCGCUGGUGGCAGAUCGCCAGAACCGAGAUAGAAGACAACAGAACAGGACUGCUGCUGUUGUUGUCUCAUCUGUCUCUUUCCUUUUCUGGCUGUGAAGGUCGCCAAGAUCCAACCGUGGAUCCACCACUCCCGAGUGAAGAAAUCCCACACUGAGAUCAAUGCUGAAGGCCAGAAAAGACAACGCACUCGAAGCUCUCCAACCGUCACUCUGGAGGCUGAUGGGCAAUGCACAGCUGAAGAUUGAGGAUCGUCCUACAUGAAGCUGAGUGACUGUGCCCCUUUAUGGACUAUAUCCUUCCCUGCUUUAUUCAUUUUGAUAUUAAUUCUGUGUAUCUUCUUGAUAUUUUGUAUUGGCCUAGUAGCUGUUGCACCUAGCCAUUGGAGCAAAAAGGAAAAAUGCUGUCUUUUCUUAUGUUACAUAGGUGCACAAGGCAUCCUGAUCUUUUUAUCCUGUUUGAAGUAGGUCUUUUUAUAGGCACUGGAGUUUUGGCAGGGCACUGGGACCUUGAGCUGAGUGUUUAUAAACCAAGGUACAGGAAGUUUGAUGCACGAACUAAGCUCACCAAGGUUGUCAAGUGGGAGCCUGAGGGAUACCCCUUAGAUUUGUUUUUUGAUGCUUGUCCCAAAGAACACUAUGGUAUGCCUCAGACAAAAGAUUGUGGAGGCUAUGGACAGGAGAAGAGCCUCUGCCAAGCUGGAGGGCCUAUUUACUUCCUAGUGGAAAGUGAAUCAACAAGGCCUCCAAGCCAGAAGGCUAUAGCUCUUAUAAAUGCAAGUUGUCAUGACUGCCAGCAAGGCAAUUGUGUUCCAGUAAAAUAUCACCUGAGAGACCCAUGGGACCCUAAAUGGCUAAAAGGGUACUGGUUGCAGGUUAGGAUCAUCCCGAGCAGGACCUCAUACUGGAAAGGGCCGUACUGUACUAUGCUCAUAAAAAAGGGUUGGACUACAAUAAGUACCCCUUCAAGUGUUGAGGAUGGCCCAUCUCUGAAAUUACUAAAAAACUUUAGAACAAGCCAGACCAAUUACACAGGUAUUGAUAUGGUCCAAACAAUCAAUAGCACCCACCGGCUCCUAUUAGCAGCAGAUCCAAGGUUAGCCUCUGAUUGCUGGAUCUGUGCCCCCUUAAGCCAAAUCUCAUACCAGGCCCUUGGUAUCACAGUAAAUAACAUGAUGGCUAGAAACCCGACCUCAGGGGUCUCAACUCUGUUAAUUGAAGAACCUACAGAGGCCAUAGGUAACAGUACCUGCCUUCUUGGAAACAAACUACACCUAAAUGCUACCUGUAAGUGUGCAAGUAUCACUGUGUACAGAGGUAAUGUUUCUGCUCCUGAAGGGACUUUCUUUCUUUGUGGAGAUGGGGUUUAUAGAGUGUUCUCCUCCCAAAAUCCAUGGACUUUGUGCUUUAGGAAUUUUAAUUCCCAGGUUGUCAGUUUACACCCCAACUGACGUGACACAAGUGCCUCUGAGGAUUGGCACAAUCAGAGGUCUCAAUAGGAGGAGAAGGGACCCCAUUAUUUUGCCCAUAAUGGCAGGAUUAGCUAUUGCCGGAAGCCUUGCCCUAGGGGGAACAGCUCUUAGUCUAGGACAACAACAAUGUCUGUCUUUAGGAAAGGAAGUAAAAGAGUUUGGAGGAGCUAAGAACCUCUAUCCUCACACUCCAAGGGUAAAUUAACUCCCUGGCACAUGUGGUGCACAGAAUAGAAGGGCACUAGAUUUAUUAACUGCAAAGCAAGGGGGAAUUUGCUUAUAUCUAGGAGAGGAAUGCUGUUAUUAUACUAACAAGUCUGGAGUAGUUAAGGAAUCUAUGGAUAAGCUUAAAAGGAGGUUAGAUAAAAUGGGAGAGCAAUUUAACACUGAAAAUUCAGAUUCAUGGGGCAACUGGAUCUUAUCUAAAUGGAACCCAUGGUUAGGAAUCCUCACUGGACCACUACUCACUUUGCUAGCUUUAGCCAUGAUAGGCCCCUGUAUUGUUAAUUGGAUAACCAAGUUCAUCUCACAAAAAAUAAACUCUAUCCAGAGCUACCAGAUGUUGGUCUCUACAAGACAUAUAGAAUGUAGGGACAUCAGUGAUGCCAAUGAUGAAGAAUCACCAUGAACCAAAACAAAUGGGGGAAUGUUAAGGGAUACAUAAAAUGACUGCAGGCAAUAGCACCAUCCCUAGAUAAGGAAAUGUCUGCAGCAUUUCUUAACUGCAACCCCCAUCCCCACUUGAA